AUGGCCCUGCCCCCAGGCAUCCCCUUUCUCGUCCGUCUCCUCGUCGCCACCUUCAUCCCUCUCCUCCUCGUCCUCGCAUGCGCCCGCCACUUCGCUCUCCCCACCUGGCUCACUGUGCUCGCUGUGCUCCUCGGCAUCCCUGCACUACCUGUGCUCUCGCACCUCCUCAGCAGGUGGCGGGUCGCCCGCGCAGCUGUACGGCACGGCGCGACGUUCCCCCCACUCUGGCAUGGCUCUAUCGGAGGACUCGACAUCAUUCGCGCGAUGCUCGACUCGUUCCUCCACGGUUACCUCGGUGACUGCUUCUGGGACAAGGCCGUCGAGCUGGGGCCGACGUACGAGUUCUGGCCGCUCUGGGUGCGUGGCUACUUCACCGCGGAUCCGAACGCCAUCAAGUGCAUACUUUCGACGGACUUCACGAGCUAUGUCAAGGGCCCGAAUUUUCACCGGCUGAUGCAGUCUGUCCUCGGCGAUGGCGUCUUCAACUCCGAUGGGGACUUGUGGAAAUUCCACCGCUCGAUGACGCGGCCGUUCUUCAGCAAGGACAGGAUCGGCCACUUCGAAUUAUUCGACAAGCACGCUGAAAUAGCGAUCUCGAAAAUGAAGGAGCGUGUCCUUGCAGGUUAUGCCGUCGAUUUUCAGGACGUCAUCAGCUGCUUCACGCUAGAUGCCGGGACCGAGUUCCUCUUCGGCGCCUCCGUCGAUAGCCUCCGCCCGCCGCUUCCCUAUGCCCACAAUGCCCGUCCACUCACGCCGGUCUCCCCGGUAGCGUCGGCCGCGACGGCGGAGUCGUUCGCUAGCGCUUUCGCGGGCGCGCAGCACGUGAUCGCGUCGCGCACGCGCAUUGGGUGGGUCUGGCCCCUCCUCGAGAUUACCGGGGAGCGCACGGUGCCGCACAUGCGCGUCGUCGACGCCUUUCUGGGUCCCAUCCUCGCGGAGGCGCUCAGGAAGAAGGAGCAGCGCGCUCGGGAGGGCAAGCAACUUGACACCGACGAGGGGGAGGGGACGCUGCUGGACCAUCUCGUGCAGUUCACCGACGAUCCUGUUGUGCUUCAUGACGAGGUGCUCAAUAUCCUGAUUGCCGGACGAGAUACGACCGCAUCCACCCUGACGACUCUUGUAUACUUCCUCAGUAUGCACCCCGCCGUGUUACAGCGGCUGCGUGCGGAGAUCCUUCAGCAUGUUGGGCCCCGCCGUCGUCCGACUUAUGACGACAUCCGCGAGAUGAAAUAUCUUCGCGCUGUUCUGAAUGAGACGAUGAGGCUGUAUCCCGCUGUGCCGUUGAACCUCCGCAAUUCUGUACGCGACACCACGAUCCCAAACCCCGAUCCCAAUGGCAAGCCGAUUUUCGUACCGGCCGGCACACCGGUCACGUACUCGGUCUUGGUGAUGCACCGCAUGCCGGAGUACUGGGGACCCGACUCGAUGGAGUUCGAUCCUGAUCGCUUUCUGGACGAGCGCGUCGCGCGCUACCUCACCCCGAAUCCGUUCAUUUUCCUCCCGUUCAACGCUGGUCCGCGAAUUUGUCUUGGGCAGCAGUAUGCGUACAAUGAGAUGUCGUUCUUCGUGAUCCGACUGCUCCAGCGCUUCUCAGCGCUCGCGUUUGCGCCCGACGCGCAUCCGCCCGGGUCGCUGCCCCCGAAGGAGUGGGCGGGCUUCCCGGGGCGCAAGGGCGUAGAGCGGUUCUGGCCGAAGGUGCACUUGACGACGUAUUCGCAUGGCGGACUGUGGGUCCGGAUGACGCCGGCGGAGUAUGAUGAUGGCGCGCACAAGGUUGAUGUCGUUAGCGUCUGA
Sparassis crispa is the source of this 1794-nucleotide messenger RNA. Its product is annotated as Cytochrome P450 52A3-B. The transcript is spliced from 14 exons. Lineage: Eukaryota; Fungi; Basidiomycota; Agaricomycetes; Polyporales; Sparassidaceae. The coding region runs from base 1 to 1794 and encodes 597 amino acids. Gene Ontology annotation, molecular function: iron ion binding; heme binding; monooxygenase activity. The record is from RefSeq and is a predicted model, not a curated record.